Anopheles stephensi (Asian malaria mosquito) is the source of this 4003-nucleotide messenger RNA. RefSeq names its product cryptochrome-1-like. The record is from RefSeq and is a predicted model, not a curated record. Gene Ontology annotation, cellular component: cytoplasm; nucleus. Gene Ontology annotation, biological process: entrainment of circadian clock by photoperiod; circadian regulation of gene expression; negative regulation of DNA-templated transcription. Gene Ontology annotation, molecular function: FAD binding; DNA binding. The transcript is spliced from 5 exons. Lineage: Eukaryota; Metazoa; Arthropoda; Insecta; Diptera; Culicidae. The coding region runs from base 598 to 3786 and encodes 1062 amino acids.
UUUCUUUCUCUUUCUAACGAGAUUCUGCCGGGAGUUACCUACGCGUUACAUGAGCCUCGGUUGCACUGUGGCAAGUUAGUCGUUUGCUGAUGUUUGUGUGUGGCAGUAGCGCGAUUUGUAGCGAAAAAACCGGAAGUGAGUGAAGUGAAGUUCGCAAAAACGCAGCCCAUUGUGUGAUGUUGAAAUUCACAACCAAGCUCAGUGAUGCAACAUUUCGAAUAGCAGUGAUAAUGCUUACCACUGUGUGAGUGUGUGUGUUUAAACUGCAAAGUAGAUGCAGUUCUCGAGCAAGUAUAAUCGCGGCGUGAUUGUUAUAGCAAAUCAACCAGUGUGUGAAUCGAACGAUUGGUGUGUGCCGAGAAAGGUUGCUUGUUGCACAACAUGAUCCCACAACGCUAUCCUACGUAAAAAAAAAGUUCCUUACCAGAUUUCACGGUGUCUUUGUGUAACGUAACACACCUAUUAAUGAACUGUAUUAACGCUCCACAAGCUUGUUAAUCAAAGUUAGGUAAGAUCCACAUUCGCCUUUUUUGUGGUUUCUUCCGAUACAUUGAAGAUCAUUUUUGCGUCGCAGUUUUUUAAGAGAACAUUUUAAUCAUGACGAAGAAAACUUCAUCCAUUGGCCAUUUUGCGGCCAGCACCUCGGGCGCUGGUGCCGGUGGGAUGAACCAUUUCGGAACCGGAACCUGCGGUACGGACAGUUCCGACAAGCAGCAAUUAUCGUCGUCCGGUUCGAAUCAGCAGCAGCAACACCAUGAUGGUGGUAAAAGCUCAUCCCAGGACCGUCAGCAUCAUCAUCAACAUCACCACCAUCAGCACCAUUUGCAGCAGCAGCAGCAGCAGCAACAACAGUCCGGUGGCAAGCUGCGUGACAAACACACCGUCCACUGGUUCCGCAAGGGGCUACGGCUGCACGAUAAUCCGGCGCUCCGGGAAGGACUCCGUGGGACGAAAACGUUUCGGUGCGUUUUCAUCAUCGAUCCGUGGUUUGCCGGCAGCUCAAACGUUGGCAUCAACAAAUGGAGAUUUCUCCUCCAAUGUUUGGACGAUCUGGACCGGAACCUACGCAAACUGAAUUCGCGCCUGUUCGUGAUACGGGGCCAACCGGCGGACGCAUUGCCAAAGCUGUUCAAAGAAUGGGGCACAACCUGCCUAACAUUCGAGGAAGACCCCGAACCGUUUGGCCGGGUGCGAGAUCACAACAUCUCGGAGAUGUGCAAAGAGCUCGGCAUCGAAGUCAUCUCGGCCGCAUCUCACACGCUGUACAACUUGGAAAGAAUUAUCGAAAAAAAUGGUGGCCGAGCACCGCUAACAUACCAUCAGUUCCAAGCCAUUAUCGCCUCGAUGGAUGCACCGCCCCAACCCGAGGCAUCCAUCACGCUCGAUGUGAUCGGGAAGGCUACCACACCGCAGUACGACGAUCACGACGACAAGUACGGUGUGCCGACGCUGGAAGAGCUCGGGUUCGAGACGGAAGCCCUGCGGCCACCGGUAUGGAUCGGCGGUGAAACGGAAGCACUGGCCCGGCUCGAGCGUCACCUCGAGCGGAAGGCGUGGGUCGCAUCGUUCGGCCGACCGAAAAUGACACCCCAGUCACUGCUCGCUAGUCAAACGGGUCUCUCGCCCUACCUGCGGUUCGGCUGUCUCAGCACGCGGCUCUUCUACUACCAGCUGACCGACCUGUACAAGAAGAUCAAGAAAGCCUGCCCACCACUGUCCCUGCACGGGCAGCUACUGUGGCGCGAGUUUUUCUACUGUGCCGCUACGAAAAAUCCCACCUUCGACAAGAUGGCCGGCAAUCCGAUCUGCGUCCAGAUUCCAUGGGAUCGAAAUGCGGAAGCACUAGCAAAGUGGGCCAGCGGGCAGACCGGAUUCCCGUGGAUCGAUGCGAUCAUGACGCAGUUGCGAGAGGAAGGUUGGAUCCAUCAUCUGGCAAGGCACGCCGUUGCGUGCUUUCUGACACGUGGUGACCUGUGGAUAUCCUGGGAGGAAGGCAUGAAGGUGUUCGAGGAGCUGCUGCUCGAUGCGGACUGGUCGGUGAAUGCGGGCAUGUGGAUGUGGUUGUCGUGUUCAUCGUUUUUCCAACAAUUUUUCCACUGCUACUGCCCGGUAAAGUUUGGCCGCAAGGCUGACCCGAACGGCGACUACAUACGUCGGUAUCUGCCGGUGCUGAAGAACUUUCCUACGCGCUUCAUCCACGAGCCCUGGAACGCGUCGGAGAGCGUGCAGCGUGCGGCCAAGUGUCUGAUCGGCAAGGACUACCCACUCCCAAUGGUGAACCAUGCGAUCGCGUCCCGUGCCAACAUGGAGCGCAUCAAGCAGGUGUAUCAGCAUCUGGCCAAGUAUCGUACGCCGGGCGGCGGAUGCUACGAAGCGGACUGUAACGAGAAGGGCGGUUCGGCGAUAGCGGGCGUCAUGACGGCGGCCAAAGUGCAGCACAUGAACACGAGCAGCAUGAACGACAGUCCCAGCCCUACCACGAUACUGACGAGCGUGAACAGCUCGGGCAACUACAUGUGCCGUAGCAAUCCGCCCGCACAAAGCGAUCCCAACGGGAAGAUCAUUACGUACCAUCAGAUGCUCGGUGGUCCCGAGCCACGAUCAACGCUCGGAGGUAAUGGAAGCGGUGAGCGAGGCGGUACCGGUGCUUCGGAAGGCAACAAACACGGCGAUCACGGCACAGUCGGCAGCAACCAUAUGAUGUCGGGGAAAGACUCCGGAGUUUCGCAGCACCAGCAACAGCACCACCAGACACAGCACUCACACCAAGCACAGAACCUGGAUCAGCAAUCGCAGGAAAACAGCAACAGUGUGGCAAACAGCGAGCAGCAGCGGUUCGGCUCGAUGGCUGACUAUGCGGCUAUCAAGCCGGACAGCCUCAGUACGCUCAUCCGGGCCGGCAAUUUGAGCACGGUCGGGGCGCGCUUCUCCAACUUGCAGGACCAGCUAAGCAACAGUCUGAUGUCGCUCGAGUGUGAUGUGAUGGCCACCAAACUAAAGCCAAACAAUUACGAGUACGAGCGGAAUCAGAAUAUUUACAACAGCCAGUUUAAGGUGGAGUACAGCGAUAACUUCAACUCGGGCUACGGUUUGCGGAAUGCCGUUUUCUACGGUGGCAAGCACGAGGACGAGAACGAAGAAAGUCUCAAAGCGGACAGCAUCAACAACAACAACCACAGUGAUCAGCUCGGGGGUAAUAAUGUGGACGGUGAAGGACAGGCGGUGCAUAACGAGGCGGACGAGGAUGACGGUGAUGAAUCCCCGAUGUCCACGCUGGAGGACACCGGGACCAAUCAAGCACCCCACGCGCUUCUCUUUGGCACGAACAAAUCCAAACAAAUCAAACAAGAAUCUGGACUGGUGUCACAGUCGACGCGCAUGUUUCUCGAACCACCGAAACAUUAUCCCGGUCGUGGUUCGAAAGUCCAUCGCGCACGGUGCGAUGAUCAGCCCGAGCAGCAAUCGCACGCACUGCACAGCUCGUCGCUUGAUGCGCAGAUUAAGAAGGAGCAACAGAUCACCUCGCAACAGUUACCACCACACUCCAUGCACACCGAUUGUGAUUACGAACCGGAGAGCCAUAAGCUGAUGGCCAAUAUCCAUCGACAGCAGCAGCAGCAGCAGCAGCAGCAGCAACAGCAACACGAUCAACAGCAGCAGCAACAGCAACAACAGGCUUCCAUGAUGGCCGCCCAACGGCUGGAAGCGUCACAAAUGGACCAAGGAACCGAUCAGCCAAUGCAAGAAUCGCCGUGCAGUGAUGAGAAGAUCGGUGCAGCGGAUUAAUCUUAAUCUAGAUGCAGAUCGUGUGUCGCGUUUUGUUAGGCUGCGCGGAAGAAUGCUCCUUCCCCGCUUGUCCUUACCUCCAUCUGUACAAGUUUCAGGCCACCCGGUAUUAUGAAUUGAUUUUGCAGACAUUUUGGUACGAAGCAAAAAAAAAACAACAAAACUUAAUUCUGCUUUCGAAACAGCACUUUAAUAAAAAUGGAACUAGACACUGGAA